AUGACCCCCACUCGCGAGAACGAGGACAUAGAGGGGCGCUCGUAUAAAGACUAUGCUUACAGCCCUGUACCAGUGAGUUCCUCUUCGGCGGUGUUUGAUACUACCACCCCUGCUAAAGAAUCUGUGGAGACCAACGUACAACGCGUCGUUAUCAAUCACUACCCCGCAGACAUGACGGAAAAAGGUUCCAAGCUCGUCCAGUUUCUAGCCGCUGCGGCGGCUAAUUUAUCUAUCCUCGCGACUGGUGCCAUGUUAGGAUGGACAAGUCCAAUGCUCCCUCUCUUAGAAUCGACCGGUGGACCCUUGGAAUCACCGAUCAGUUCCGAACAGAGUUCCUGGAUAGGAUCUCUGGUGCCUCUCGGUACGAUCGGGGGCAGUUUUAUAGGGGGAUUUCUCGGAGAACGGUGGGGCCGUAAACCGACAUUGCUGUCUUGUCUGCUGCCGUAUUUAAUUGGAUGGAUAUUGAUCGGUACUGCCGGUCAUGUUGCUCAGCUUUACGUUGCUCGAUUAAUACUUGGAGUCGCUCUGGGCUUUGCAUUCACGAUCGUACCAAUGUAUUGCGGUGAAAUUGCUGAGACUUCUAUCAGAGGAGCACUGGGAUCCUUCCUCCAACUUUUUAUCACGAUUGGCUUGCUGUAUGCUUAUGCUAUCGGACCCUUCGUCACCUAUACUGUCUUUUGGAUCGUUUGUGCUAUUCUGCCGAUAAUCUUUUUCGCUUGCUUCAUUAUGAUGCCGGAGUCUCCGUAUUUCCUCCUUAUCAAGGGACGCAAAAACGAAGCGAUCACGUCUCUCGCGAAGCUGCGAAGCAAAUCGGAACUGGCUGUGCAGAAAGAAGCCGACGAAAUACAGGAACAAAUCGAUGAACUUUUCAAAGAAGAAGUUAAGUUCUCGGACUUGUUUACGGUGAAGGCCAACUUCAAGGCUUUACUCUUCACUUGUGCUUUGGCUUCCUUCCAACAGUUCACUGGUAUCAAUGUUGUGCUAUUCUAUAUGCAAAAUAUCUUCAUUGCUGCCGAAAGUUCUGUUCCAACAGAACAAGCGCCUAUUAUUAUCGGUGCUGUGCAAAUGCUAGCGUCGGGUGCUACGCCUAUUGUCGUCGAUUGGUUAGGCAGGAGAGUGCUUCUCGUCUUUUCCGGCAUUGGAACAACACUCAGUUUGUGUGCCCUAGGCUUGUAUUUCUAUCUGAAGGAUGUGCAGCACGCAGACGACGUAGUGGCGCAGAUAUCCUGGCUACCGGUAGUCGCGCUCGUCAUCUUUAUCGCUACUUACAGCGUGGGCUGGGGCCCGCUCCCGUGGGCCGUCAUGGGCGAAAUGUUCUCCUCGAAUGUCAAGGCUAAGGCUUCCGGUAUAACAGUUUCAAUCUGUUGGUUUCUGGCCUUCCUUAUCACCAAGUUCUCCAGUAAUAUGGAUGAAGCGAUCGGUCAAUACGCGACAUUCUGGAUGUUUGCAGGAUUCUGUGUACUUAGCAUCAUCUUCACGGUACUUAUACUGCCGGAAACGAAAGGCAAGAGCCUUCAGCAAAUACAAGCUGAGCUCAACGGAAAGCCUUUUCACACUUCAGAUAUCGAGAACGGAACGAAGAAGUAAAAAUAGAGCAUUCGCGAUCGAUCCCAUUGACGAAUGGUGUAUGCAAAACACCUGAUAAAUUGAUAUCUUAAAAAGAGUUAAUAUUUCUUAACAUCGUAACAUUGUAACAUUUUUAAUCCUUAGGACGCGUCUAGAAAGACAUGUCUAACAGAGAUAUUUCUUGAAAUGGAAAAAAAUUGACAGCGCAGAAAUGUGCUAACAGGCCUGAGUAACGUUACGUGCCUAUCAUUUUUUACUGCCAAAUUUACGAAGAUUUAGAUGAAAAGAGAAUAUUUUUAAGCUUAUACAUUGCUCAUAUACGGGAACGAUUUUGUUGUUUUCCAAACGGGACCAAGAACUCAUCAGCGUCUUCCGAACGCGUUACGCAACACAAUGUCAAUUGUAUAUAAUAGGAGGAAUCAUUCCAUAAUAUAUUUAUAAACGCGCUCGUAUUAAUAAUUCAUUGUCCAUAAAUUUCGUUUUCCGAGCACAAAGGAAUUUGUGGUGUGCCAGUAAACGCUGCUUCAAGUGUUUUCAAACAAGUUCCUGUCUGACUCGUGAUUAGAGGAGAUGUCGUGAUGGAGUAUAUAGUCGUUAAUAAUAAUAUUAACUAUCCUACUAUUAUUAUUUUAUCAAGAUUUUUAUAGUAUUACAUUUUGACGUAGCAAAAAAUAAAAAAAAUAAAAAAUUUUGCGACAUUUCUGGUUCACGGGUGAGAGACUAGUCAUUUUGUAUCAUUUCUAUAUUCAGAGAAUUUUAUGAGUUAUUUAAAAAAAAUCUUGCUUCGACUAUCAUUAAAAUUAAAAAUUAAAAGAAAAUUGUUAGAAUUGUCAAUAAAUUGAUAAAUUUACGUAACAUAAAAAUAUAUGAGGCAACUUUGUCAUUGUUAAUGAAUAUUAAUAACGACAAAGUCAUCAUUGACAUACUUAAUUGAUUGCAAUGAGACGUAACUCUUUCAUAUAUUACAUACAAACUAUUAUAUAAUUAUAAAAAAAAAACAGAUAAUAUUUAAGUAUCGUAUUACAAAUUGACUCACGUUAGUUGUAAGCUAUAUAUAAGUAGUAUUUUCAUAUCAUCUUUAAUAUUAUCCUAUUUAUAAGUAGUAUUUUAAUACUACUUUUAAAUGCACAAUGCAUUUCUCUUUCUGAUAUCAAAACAUUCUAACAUAAGUAUAUGCUAUUUUAAGAAACUUCUUCUCUUCCUAUUUAGAAUUGCCUCUAAAAUAAAAUUUGGUACACUUGAAUUUCGAUAAAAAUUAUAAUUCUAAAAAUUAAUAGAAAUAAUCUACUCGAUAAACAAGCGCUGGUCGCACAUAUUGAUUAACGAAUAAGUGUUUUAUAAACAUUUUACAGUAUAUGCGAAAAUAUUCAAUUUCUACGGGAAAUGUUAAAAUAAUCUUUUAUGAAGUACGUAUGAGCUUUGUUCAAACUAUCAACGAAUAAUAAAUGACAAUGUCUGUAAGGUUCCUUUUGCUUUUCACAUGAAAAUACUCGAAUUUUAUGCGAAAGGCAAAUCAAUUUCGAAAAUGAUAGACUUUAAUCGACAACGUUGCUUUACUACAAAUUGACUGUUGUAUAUAUUAUAUUUUAAUACACAAAUAUUUGCUGCAGACAUA
This is a messenger RNA of Linepithema humile (Argentine ant), 3181 nucleotides long. Its product is annotated as solute carrier family 2, facilitated glucose transporter member 8. NCBI's taxonomy places the organism in Eukaryota, Metazoa, Arthropoda, Insecta, Hymenoptera, Formicidae. Gene Ontology annotation, molecular function: sugar transmembrane transporter activity. Gene Ontology annotation, cellular component: membrane. The record is from RefSeq and is a predicted model, not a curated record. Gene Ontology annotation, biological process: transmembrane transport; carbohydrate transport.